UUCAGAGUUUUAAACUAUAAACUCGACCAAGCAGCCAAUCUAGAGUCAACGGCGGAGAAAAAGAUCUCACAAGUCACCUAAAUCAAAUACCAAGUCGCUAGUGAAACACUUACUAUGGAGUCGGAGGGUAAGAAGAGAAUUCUUGAAGUGCUACAGUUGGACGAUGCAAAGGAUGAGACCUGUCGCACAUUUGUGAUGCAUGGCGAAGAUCACACCCUUGGCAACUCACUGAGAUACAUGGUAAUGAAAAAUCCCGUGGUGGAGUUCUGUGGAUAUAAUGUUCCUCAUCCUUCUGAAGACAAGAUUAACUUUCGCAUACAGACAAAGACCCAGCCAGCAGUGGACGUGCUACGCCAGGGCUUGCGAGACCUGUCCGGUGCAUGCGAACACAUCCUCGCAACAUUCGAGGAAGCUGUUGACAAGUGCAAGAAGAAGCAGAACGAGGAAGUAGAGAAGAUGGACAUGGAGGCCAGUCUGUGACGGAUAAAUCACAGAUAACUGACUAAUAAAUCAAACCACGUGUAUUAUCGCACGUGAUCACGAACCAGUGGUGCUUUGACCAAAAAAACAUCUAAUAGCGCGUGC
This is a messenger RNA of Priapulus caudatus, 585 nucleotides long. RefSeq names its product DNA-directed RNA polymerases I and III subunit RPAC2-like. Gene Ontology annotation, biological process: DNA-templated transcription. Bases 115 to 480 code for a protein of 121 amino acids. Gene Ontology annotation, molecular function: DNA binding; DNA-directed RNA polymerase activity; protein dimerization activity. Lineage: Eukaryota; Metazoa; Priapulida; Priapulimorpha; Priapulimorphida; Priapulidae. The record is from RefSeq and is a predicted model, not a curated record. The transcript is spliced from 3 exons. Gene Ontology annotation, cellular component: RNA polymerase I complex; RNA polymerase III complex.